AUGGCGGAGCUCCACGAAGCGCUCGCGUGCCUCCGGCCGAAAGAGUUCAGCGAUGUCCCUACCGACAACCUCGAAGCAUUCCUACCCGACAUACUUGCCAAAGCGGAAAUCAUCGCCAAUUCCGUGCCUCCACCGCCCAAUGGUACGCCAUACGAGUCGUCGCAACGAACCCGAACCGAGCAACAGCCUGCGACGAGCUCCAAAGACCUCACCAUUUCGCAAGUCCGACGGCCACCGCCCGCGCCAGAGCACGAGGAGCUACAAAAGUCGUGGGGAAAGCCGGUGAAGCUGGGUAACAAUGAAGCCGCUACAGGCAUGAGCGUCUUCAAGAUGGCCGGAAAGGAUCGGCACGGAGCCUGGUUUUCGCGGUCGAGCGUGCAUGAAGGGCUCGGCUUCGACAAGUGGAAGCGCGCAAUGAAGAGCGAGUUUCCCGAGAGUCUCCAAGUCCAGGGCGGCCCGGGCGAGGGCAAUAUAAGAGGCAUUGGAGGAGACCAGAGACUGGAGGACAUGACUGUAGAUGGCCUGGGACAGCUACAAGUAUACCAGCUGUCCGCCCAGUUCCCCGGCCCGACCUCGCCGCGAGAGUUCAUCACCCUCCUCAUUACCUCGGACACAUGUCUUACCGAUGCCUCCAAAGUCGCCAGCUCGAUACCGCGACAUUUCAUGGUUGUCUCCAUACCCUGCUCACAUCCGGAUGCGCCGCCGCGAACCAACAUGGUAAGAGGCUUCUACGAAUCGAUUGAGAUGAUUAGAGAGAUACCCAUGGGCGACGGUGACGCCGAGACUAACCCAGUCGAGUGGAUAAUGGUAACGCGCAGUGAUCCCGGUGGUGGCAUACCCCGAUUCAUGGUCGAACGGAAUGUCCCUAGUAGUAUAGUGCAGGACGCCGUCAAGUUUCUUGACUGGGCAUGCGCAAAGGACGACGACGUGGAAGCCGAAGUAACGGCAGGCACAGACCGCUCCGCAGAAACACCCAAAGCGCACGAUACCGAGCGGACUUUCUCUCCCACCGAGGCCAAUGGCAUGGGUGCCGGCGUAGGAACCAGUAUAGUAGAUAGAACUGGGGAAGCCGGUAGCCAGUACAGCCUACGACGCACAAGAUCUGACAGCUCUUCGAGCACCUCAUCUUCUGCAGAAUCAUUUGCGUCCGCUGAGCAAUUCACCACUGCUCGCGAUGGCCUUCCCAUCGACAGAGAGAUCCCGACACCAUCGACCUCGUCACAACAGUCUCUGCCAUUGAAUGAGGACACCCAUCAUCAUAAAGGGCUGCAAAAAAUUGAAGAGAAGAAGGAACAGUUGAAGGCAAAACUCGAAGAGGCUCGUGAGAAACAUGAAUCGGGUUUGCAAGCUGAGACCCAGAAGACGGAUAAGGAGAUGCAAAAGGCAAACGAGAAGCACGAGAGAGAGAAGAAGAAACAACAGGAAAAGUUUGAAAAGGAAAUGCGCAAACUCGAGGAGCGCCGCGAAAAGGAGACACGGAAACUACUCCUUCGCCAACAGAAAGAAGCGGAUAAGAACCAGCUUGCCAAAGCUCAGCGGGAGCGAGACGAGUACAAGCAGCGCAUGGAUAUAUUGGAGCAGGAGAACAAGUUGCUUAAGGAGCAGAUUGGAGACUUGCAACACGAGAACACGGCGCUUGUCUCUCGUCUAGGAAAGACCGACGAAGGCAUCAAAAUCUUGAGGGCGAUCAAGGAAGGAGAGAAGGUCGGUCUCCGAUCCUAUCUGGAAUUGUAUCUUCUUGCAAUGGCGGCCCCAACAACAAAUAGCACAUACAUGACUCCCGGCAUAGCACCACGAGCUUCAGGCUUGGAGCGCGAUAUGAAGCCUACAUUACUUGCUUUCCAUGGCUCAGGAAGCAACGCGACGGUGCAUACAGUCCAGUUAGCAAGAUUGAUGAGGGUGAUUAAAGGACAUUUCGAGGUCGAAAGUCUAGAAGCGCCAUUUCCUUCCCAACCUGGUCCAGGUGUCCUCCCUUUCUUCGAAGGCUGCGGCCCUUUCAAACGCUGGAUGCAAUCCACCGUCACCAUCUCCGAUAUGAAAGCCGGAAACUCUACAAACGCCAUGUCACCUGAAGUUGAGGAUCUCGUUCGUACUACCGUCAAGCGUAUCAACUCCAGCGGCGGCAAGGUAGUUGGUCUGAUUGGUUUUUCUCAAGGCACCAAAGUCGUCGCCGGCCUGCUCAAAGGCUAUCAGAUGCGUCGCGCACUCGCAGACAAAGGAGCCGAUGUAACAGAGCUUGAUCAUCUAAAUUUUGCUCUUGGACUCAGUGUCUGUGGUUCAUACCCACCGCCGCUAAUUCCGCCCUCUGUUACAGCAGCGCUUGAAGCGUCCGGGAUGAGCGAGGAAGAGCGGAAGGAGCUGUUAGCGAAGAAGAUUGAAUUACCGGCAUUUCAUGUUCAGGGCUUACAGGAUGAGUGGAAAUGGGCGGGGCAAGGAUUGAUCGACGGGUGGUAUGAGAUUGGUGAGGGGAAGAGUGUGGUAAGGCACUGGGAGCAGGGCCAUCUUUAUCCAGUGAAGCCGGAGGAGAGUCAAGAAAUCGGAGAUUGGAUGCUGGGUGUGCUGGGCCUUGUAGAAGGUCAGAUGGUAAAUCAGGCGCGGUAA
This is a messenger RNA of Alternaria postmessia, 2601 nucleotides long. RefSeq lists its product as uncharacterized. The transcript has 4 exons. NCBI's taxonomy places the organism in Eukaryota, Fungi, Ascomycota, Dothideomycetes, Pleosporales, Pleosporaceae. The record is from RefSeq and is a predicted model, not a curated record. The coding region runs from base 1 to 2601 and encodes 866 amino acids.